AUGGCUGGAGGCACAAAGAGAGACUACGACGGCAAUGCGCGCGCCAAGAGCACGCAGGAAUUGCCGCGCGGCAGAUUCCACGCCAUGUUCGAGAAUUUCCGCGACGAAUUGGAUGAGCACUACGACCGCAGAGAACGCAUUAUCAAGGCAUCUAGAGAUGUGACGGCGCAGAGCAAGAAGAUUAUUUUCACACUGCAAAGAGUCAAACAACCCAAUAAAGACUUUCCAAAGGGCAUCCAGCAAGACAUUGAUACACGUCUUGGUGAAAUCUCAAAGUUGCUUUCAGGCAUUACUGCAGAUGUGCAGUCCAUCAACCGUUACCGCUACGGCUUUUCUCUGCGAUGUCUGGAGGAGCUUGUCGAGGCACUCUCCUUUGCCCACUACCUGAGGCACCAGACUCUCAUUACUCUGGAGGAAACUCAAGCAGCCGUUCCCGCCGAUAUUAUGCUGACGCCGCACGACUACAUGUAUGGCCUCUUCGAUCUGUUUGGAGAACUGAUGCGUUUUGCAACAGUCACAACCGCGCAGACGGGCGAGCUGGUUGGUGACUAUGAGAGAAACAUCUCGAGCGAUAUUCAGGAGCUUGGCUGUGCAUUUGAGAUGCUGCCUCAGGUGCCGACGAAAGAUUUUCGCUCCAAGAUGGAGGUUAUGCGGCAGAGCAUCAACAAGGUCGAGAAGCUGGGCUACGGUCUCGUGGUAAGGGGCAGUGAGCGACCUAAGGGAUGGGUCCCUGACAUGAAAGACGAUGACCCUCGACCUGCUUCUCCUGUGUGA
Molecule: messenger RNA, 774 nt
Organism: Trichoderma asperellum CBS 433.97
Lineage: Eukaryota; Fungi; Ascomycota; Sordariomycetes; Hypocreales; Hypocreaceae
Cellular component (GO): cytoplasm; nucleus
Molecular function (GO): sequence-specific DNA binding; RNA binding; RNA endonuclease activity
Source: RefSeq, a predicted model, not a curated record